This is a messenger RNA of Durotheca rogersii, 1251 nucleotides long. RefSeq lists its product as uncharacterized. NCBI's taxonomy places the organism in Eukaryota, Fungi, Ascomycota, Sordariomycetes, Xylariales, Xylariaceae. Bases 186 to 1121 code for a protein of 311 amino acids. The record is from RefSeq and is a predicted model, not a curated record. The transcript has a single exon. Gene Ontology annotation, cellular component: nucleolus. Gene Ontology annotation, biological process: maturation of SSU-rRNA from tricistronic rRNA transcript (SSU-rRNA, 5.8S rRNA, LSU-rRNA).
AUCUCCUUUGAUUGGCUCCCGGGAAUAGUUGAACAAGGCUUUGUAGCCACCCUUAAGUAUUUUUCGGUAAGGGGUUUUAUUGAUUCGUCGUCUCCUGUCCUCCUAUAAACACCCUUCAACCUAUCAUUCAUCAUCCACCUCGCAGCUUCACACACUACACCUUCUGAACCGGCACCAGGCGCAAAAUGGCCACGGCUCUCGGAAAGCGCAAGUUGCGCGCCCAGGAACAGGAACCAGCGGUGUCGCAGGAGGAAGCCCAAGCUAUUUUCCGCCGGCACUUCGAGGCCCAAUUCGCGCCCCUAGAGGUGUCAAGCCCGAUCGCCCUGCGGAAAGAAACCGGGCCAGUACCAGAAGUCGAAGACCUGCGCUCAGAUUCCGACUCGGACAACGAUUCGUGGGCGGGCGUCUCCGGCCCCGAAUCUGACGCGGGGUCAUCGGCGACGACCAAGGCCGAGAUAAUCGAAGUCGUCUCGCACACGCGCUCGCCGCGCCCGCUUCUCAGCGACGUUCUAUCGAAGCGCGAAAGCAAGGCCUACCUGUCCUCGCGCCCGCCGCCCCCGUCGACCGAAACAGGCUCUGCUGCCACCGCGACGGCGGCGAAGCGCAAAGCCGGCGCCGCGACGAUGGACGAGGACGCGCCGUCGCUGCUGAGGAACGACCUCGAGCUGCAGCGCCUGCUCUCGGAGUCGCACCUCUUCUCGUCGCUGUCGCCCGGCGACGGCGCCGGGGCGAUGGAGCACACGGGCCGCAACCGCCACCUGGCGACGGACCUGCGGCUCGCCGCGCUCGGCUCCAAGGCCAGCAUCUACAGGCAGGCCAAGAUGCCCAUGGCGCACCGCAAGGGCAUCGUCGCGGCCGCGGGCGCGCGCGAGGCCAGACGGCGGAGGGAGGCGCGCGAGAACGGCAUCGUGCUCGAGCGGCCGGCGAAGGGGGGCCGGGCGGCGGCGGCGGGCCGUAAGCGGGCCGGCGGCCGAGCUCCGAAGAGGCAGCGGCCCGUCGACGCGCCCGCCGUCGGCACGUUGCGGAACGGCAUGCUGAAGCUGAGCCGCAAGGACAUCAGCGCCGUCCAGAGCGACGGACUGCGAGCUGGGGCCAGAGGCGGGAAGAAGAGGAGAAGGUGAGGGGCCGGGGCAGUCUAAGAGGAGAAGGUGCUGGAUUCGGUCGAUCUUCGUCCAAGGCUAGGCCGCACGAUCGUCCAUCCAGGCCGCACCACUCCAAGACGACCCGUCACGAGCAUAGGCAGCCGUUAGG